AACAAGUUGCGGCAGUCGGAAGAUGCUAAAUCGUUGAUGACACUAGAGGAAUAUGAAGAACUUAAAAAUAAACUAUUUGACACGUUUGCACAAGCCAGCACCACAACUCCUGCAGUAAUUGAUUUUCACUCUUCUCUUUAUGUAUUUACUGUAAUUGUAGAAAAUGAAUGUGCUUUGAAGAAGCCCCACCUCGAUGAUGAAGUGGUGGUUCAGAGAACAGCCUCACUUACUCACAUUUAUGCCAAAAACGUAUCAAAUGGAGCAGCCACAAUCUAUGCUGGCAAAGAUGUCCCUGUUGGAUUGGAUGACUUUAGUAAAAUGGUGAAUUGGGGUUUUUCCUUGGUUGACAAAACUCUUCUUGUCAAAGACCUCAUUGAUAGCAAUAUGCUUGUAUCUCUUGUUGUCCAGCUGAGACAUUUUGGCAAAACCACCAAUCUUAUAAUGCUGAAGAAUUUCUUUGCUGUUCUUAUUACUCCUAGCAGUAAGGAACAUCAGCUAGAGCUGUUCAAAGAGCACUUUUGCAAGUAUCCAGUCAUAUUCAUCAGUCUAAAACCCUACUUGUCAGGCAUGAAUAAUAUUGUAGUAUAUUCAAUGUUUGAUGAUUUGUUCUCAGAUAGAUUUGGAUUUACAGAAAGGGAAGUCAAUGUUCUCCUUGAGCAUCAUCAAAGGGGCAUGGACAUGGAGGAAGUCAAAAAGUGGCAUACUGGCCUAAGACAGGAUCCACCACCACUACAAUCAAAAAGCUGA
Messenger RNA from Paraglomus brasilianum, 747 nucleotides. NCBI's taxonomy places the organism in Eukaryota, Fungi, Glomeromycota, Glomeromycetes, Paraglomerales, Paraglomeraceae. The record is from the annotation of a GenBank genome assembly.